GUUUUACGACGACAACUAGUAGUAACUAAAAGAGCAACUUGGCAAAGCGAUAGUGUAUACUGUAGAGUGUUUAAGAGAGUGAGUUAAGCAAGUGUAGAGAAGAGAAAUGGGUAGGUACAGGUGUUGCAUCUUGCUGGUUCUUGCUCUGCUCGUGGUUGUUGCAAGUGCCAGAAACAUGCCCACUGACGCUACUUUCGAGGACCAGAAGAACUUCCUCGGAUAUGGUUUCUCAGGUGUUGGCAACAAUGGCCUUCCCUUCGGAGGAGUCGGCACUGGCUUCGACGGUGGCAACCUGGGUGGGCCUUCUGGGCUCGGUGGACUCGGAGGAUUCGGUGGGCCUGCUGCUGGCCUUGGCGGCUUCGGUGGGCCUGGUACUGGUUCCGUGCCCGGUCUUCCUCUCCCUUGAAAUUCCAACCAAACCUCUCUUUCGCUUCUUAUAGCCUUAUAGCUUUUCUUUUAUAUUUCGUCGACAAAAUAACGUGGCGUGACGUGUUUCUUAAGGGUGUUAUCAUCAAGUAGUACUAGUGUGUGCUUUGUAACCACUGUGUGUUCUACGUACAUGUAUCAUGUAUGGCUCUUUUAGUUUUAUGUAUGGGAAUUGGGAUGCAUAUUUUCACUUGGAAUUUUAACAUGUAGUUUGUAAUGUGUGUGAUCAUUGUUCUCUCUGUAACACAUUCUAAAUUCUAGCCUUGUCUCUUAUUCAAACGUACUUGGUAUGUGACUU
Messenger RNA from Cajanus cajan (pigeon pea), 724 nucleotides. NCBI's taxonomy places the organism in Eukaryota, Viridiplantae, Streptophyta, Magnoliopsida, Fabales, Fabaceae. The record is from RefSeq and is a predicted model, not a curated record.